AUGCCGUUCAUCAAAACCAAACCCCGGCAAUACACUGGGUGGGACACUUCGCCCUCUGGCAUCGCUAUUUUGUCGCAACGUAUGAAAGAGCAUUGCGAGAAGAAUGCAGAUACAUGGGAGCGCAACCGUAAGCUAGACGGUCUCUCGAUGACUCCUUGGACUGACCAAGGCAAAAGCUACUGGAACUGGUCCCUCGACGCGUCCGAAGUCGACGAGAACAGCACGGCAAUCUUCACGACCGAAGUGUUCGAUGCCACGACGGGCUUCGGCGGCAACGGUCCCUGGGUGGAGGCGACGGCGGAGCAGAACCCGCUGAACCUGACGGGGCGGACGGGUGGUGGCUGCGUCACCGACGGACCCUUCCGCUACCCGGCUUUCCAGGUCAACGUCGGGCUGCCGGGCUGCCUGAAGCGGGACUUCGCUCCAUGGGUCAUGAACAGCUUCGCGGCGCAGAGCAACGUCGACUACGUGACGGGGCAGCCGGAUUACACGAGCUUCGCACGGGCUCUGGAGGGGAUCCCAAGCUUCUCGCAGCCGAACAUCCAUGGAAGCGGGCAUUUUGGGGUUGGCGGCGUGCUGGGCACCAUUGGCGAUGCGGCGAACAGUCCCGGUGAUCCUCUCUUUUACCUGCAUCACUGCAACCUCGACCGCAUCCUGUGGGAGUGGCAGAAGAAGGACCUGCCGGCGCGUUUGCACCAAGUCGGAGGCCCGGUCGCGGCAUUUGACUACAGCGGAACGAACGUCACGCUGGACUUUGAGGUGAACAUGGGGCCAUUGGCUGGAAACGUGACGCUGGAGGAUCUGCUGGAUCCCCGUGGCGCGGUCCUGAUGUCGGGCGCCGCCCUCUCGGCCUCCGCAAAGGGGGCCACCUUUCUCAUCCUCCUCCAGGUCGGCUCGCGCGCUCUGACCUUCGCAGUCAACCAGGUCCUGCUCCGUUUUCUCUCCCCAGAGCUGCUUGGCGUGUCGGCCCAGCUCGAGCUCUAUGCUAUUUCCGUUCUCUACUUCUCGCGCGAGAGCUUGCGUGUCGCCCUCCAGCGCCAGGCGAGCAGCAUCCAGGCCGUCAUCAACCUUUCUUACGUGGCCAUUGCCCUCGCAGUCGUCCUUUCGCAUGCCCUUGGCUGGCUCUGGCUGCGCGCCGACGUGCCCGACGUGCCGUACUUCCGCCAGUCGCUGUACAUCUAUGCCUGCUCCACCGUCGUCGAGCUCUGCGCCGAACCUGCCUUCACCGCAACCCAGCAGCUGAUGCUCUACAAAAUCAGAGCCUCGGCUGAAAGCAUGGCCACUCUCGCCCGCUGCUUUGUGACCUGCGCGUGCGCCGUCUGGGCCAGUAGGCAGGGCUACGACGCAGGAGUCGCCUCCUUCGCCGCCGGCCAGUCUGCCUACUCGGCCGUCCUGCUUGCCGUCUAUCUGUGGCGCGUCACGCCCGUUGCAAAGAAGGACAAUUUCACCCUCCUGCCGCAGCCCCUGAAGAAGAACGACCCCAACGAAUACAUUCUCGGCUGGUUCCCGCGCUCGCUCGGCAAUCUCGGCCUCUCGCUCUUUGUCCAGUCCAGCAUCAAGUACGUGCUCACGCAGGGCGACGCCAUCCUCAUCGCGUCGCUCACCACGCUCGCCGAUCAGGGCGCCUACGCCCUCGCCUCCAACUACGGCGGCCUCAUCGCGCGCAUGCUCUUCCAGCCCAUCGAAGAGAGCAGCCGCAACCUCUUCUCGCGGCUGUGCUCGUCGGCGCCGGGGACGGGCGACUCGAAGCCGCCAAAGGCCCAGGUGCGGCAAGCGCGCGUCAUCCUGCAGACCAUCGUGCACCUGUACGGGCUGAUUUCGCUGGCGGCGUGCGCGCUGGGGCCGACGCUGGCGCCGCUGCUGCUGCGCGUGGUGGCGGGGGCGCGCUGGGCGGACAACGCCGCGGCGACGGACACGCUGGCGUGCUACUGCUACUACGUGCCGCUGCUGGCGCUCAACGGCGUCGCCGAGGCCUUCGUCGCCAGCGUCGCCACCGAGCGCGACCUGCACCGCCAGAGCGUGUGGAUGGGCGCCUUCUUCGCCGGCUUCGCCGCUGCCGCCUACCUGUUUCUGGGCGUGCUCGGGCUGGGCGCGCAGGGCCUCGUGUGGGCGAACUGCGUCAACAUGGGCUUGAGGAUUGUUUGGGCGGGCGCCUUCAUUGGGCGGUGGUUUGGAGAGAAUGGGGAGCAAUUCGACUACUUGGCCGCGCUGCCCAAGGGGCUGAGCGUGGCGGUCGCGAUGGCGGCACCGGUUGCGUUGAGGCUAUCGGAGGGAGUCUUGUCUGGCUAUGGCUUGCUCGGAGAGCUGGUCAGGUGCGGCGCCAUCGCUGGCGUCGUCGGGCUCAACGUCCUGGUCUCUGAACGCGAGUACCUGAUCGAGUGCUACUAUAUGCUGCGUCCGAAGACGGAAGCACCGCAGGAGAAGAAGGAAAAAUGA
Messenger RNA from Diplodia corticola, 2436 nucleotides. Its product is annotated as oligosaccharidyl-lipid flippase. The coding region runs from base 1 to 2436 and encodes 811 amino acids. Gene Ontology annotation, molecular function: oxidoreductase activity. Gene Ontology annotation, cellular component: endoplasmic reticulum membrane. The record is from RefSeq and is a predicted model, not a curated record. NCBI's taxonomy places the organism in Eukaryota, Fungi, Ascomycota, Dothideomycetes, Botryosphaeriales, Botryosphaeriaceae. Gene Ontology annotation, biological process: dolichol-linked oligosaccharide biosynthetic process; glycolipid translocation. The transcript is spliced from 7 exons.